Clarias gariepinus (North African catfish) is the source of this 498-nucleotide messenger RNA. RefSeq lists its product as uncharacterized. Gene Ontology annotation, biological process: peptidyl-histidine dephosphorylation. The record is from RefSeq and is a predicted model, not a curated record. The coding region runs from base 38 to 385 and encodes 115 amino acids. Gene Ontology annotation, molecular function: protein histidine phosphatase activity. Gene Ontology annotation, cellular component: cytosol. The transcript is spliced from 3 exons. NCBI's taxonomy places the organism in Eukaryota, Metazoa, Chordata, Actinopteri, Siluriformes, Clariidae.
GAGGCUGGAGUGAGCCGCAGGCUGAGCGCGCGCUGACAUGGCGGAGAGCCUGAAUAACGUCCCUGAGGUGGAGAUCGACCCGGAAGGGAAAUUUAAAUACAUUCUAGUCAGAGUAAAGGUUAAAGAUGGAACCGCUCACAAAGACAUAGUGAGAGGCACAAAGAGUGCCGAGUACCACAAUAAUAUUUUUGAAAAGUUGAGUCCUGCUAUGGACGCUCUGGGUCUGGAGUGCAGCUGCCUCGGUGGUGGAAAGAUCGAGCAUGACAGCAACAUGAAGAAACUUAGAGUGUUUGGAGAGUCAACAGGCUAUGGGAAAGCUGACCACGCAGUCACAGUGGGAAAACUGAGAGAUGUCUUCAAGGACUAUGAGAUCACGAUGGAAUGAGGAAGAAAAAGAGAAAACAGAAGGGCUGAAUAUAAUGAUGUCCAUGUGCAAAUAGUAACCUUCACAACAAUGCCCACUAUAUCAGAUCGUGACAAAUAAAUGUGCUAAAGCUA